This is a messenger RNA of Alligator sinensis (Chinese alligator), 1563 nucleotides long. It is a transcript of the gene MIIP, whose product is annotated as migration and invasion inhibitory protein. Gene Ontology annotation, biological process: negative regulation of G2/M transition of mitotic cell cycle; negative regulation of cell migration. The transcript is spliced from 9 exons. The record is from RefSeq and is a predicted model, not a curated record. The annotation marks the transcript as partial. NCBI's taxonomy places the organism in Eukaryota, Metazoa, Chordata, Crocodylia, Alligatoridae.
GGUACGCGGAGCUGCCGAUGUCGGGAGAGGCGCGGGGUGUCUCGGGGCAACAGCCGCAAAAGGGGGCGCGGUUCAUGGGAUCGUAGGUGUUUGGGUCGGGAGGGGCCAGCCCGACCUCUGCCUGGGCAGCGACACCCCCUCGCCCCCGCCAGGUGCCUGUCUAGCCGCCUCUUAAAGGCCCCGAGGGGGGCACCACGUCGUGGCCUGCAUCCCGCAUCCCGCAUCCCUCCCUCGAGCAGGGGCUGGGUUCCUCCAGGGGAGGCAGCAGCAACGUCUUCCUCCGCCACCUGCGUGAGGAGAGAGGCUGGAGGCAGCGCCUUGGGCGCCCACUCGAAAGAAAAUCGAGGCCUGGUGACGGAGGGUACGUCUGAGCCCGAGACGCUGGUGUCGGUGGCACCCAGCCCCAGUGCGGCGCGGGCGGCGCUCUGCUCGCCCGCGAAGCCCACUGUGCGGGGCAGGGAGGGCAGAGGGGCGUCGCGGCCCAGGACAAGCAUCCAGAGAGCGGCAGCGGCAGAGGGGGACUCACUCGGGGCAGAAAGAAGUUGCACGCCGGCAGCUGUCGGCACCAGAUGUGCCAGGGGUGCCUCCAGAGCAGCUGGAGACAGCAGAAGCCCAGAAGGAGAGUCCCUGCUUCCGGGACAGAGAGAGAGCAGCGAGCGGUUCGUCACCCUGCGCAGCCCUCAGGAGAAAGGCAGGGUGGGGACCAAGCUGGAGCCAGUGCUGAACCAGACACAAGCAGAGGAGAAUGGCGAGCAUCCGGUGCUUGUUAGGGAGCCCAGGCGCCCUAAGUCCAUCCUGCUGAUGCCUCAGUGUAGAGAGGCCAAGAAGGAAGCAGGGCACGUGACGUUUCAGGACAACCUUGAGGAAUACACCAUCCCUGAAGAGAGCUGGUCAGUGCGGCCUCUCCUGGGCUAUGACUGGAUUGCAGGGCUGCUGGAGACAGAUUCUUCAGUGUCGGAGAAGUCUGAGCAGUACUUUGCUGAGCUCAAGGAGUUCCGGCUGGUGAACAAGGAAGCAUGUGUAUAUGAGCAAUGCCUCGAGCCAGAGUCCCUGGAUUACUUGGCUCCUGAACAAGACGUGGACUUGGUUCCCACUUCCCAUCAAUGUAUCUACUGCUACCGGCUGAACAAGCGCCUCUUUCCUGUCCCUGUGGACUCGGCAUCUGCCUGCCCCAUAUGUAAGACCCCAAGAGCCCAACGGCCCCCAGAGACGCUGGAGGAACCUGCCUUCAUCAGGGUCAGCAUUCCCAGGGCCACCCUCCUGCCAGCCCACAAAUACAAAAUCCACCGCAGGAAGAGCUUUGAGGCAGCAGACAACCUGGCUUUACCCUCGCACUGCCUUGUUGGCUGGGAAAAUGUCAUCCCCUUUGGCAGCCCCACAAUGAGCAGUUUGGACCUGCGGACUUCACUGGAAGAGAAGCCCACUGACCCAUUCCCGUCUGAACUUGGCAUCCAGAGUGUCAGGAGGAACUAAGACAGACCAUCUGCUGCAUCUGUCCCGCUCAGCCUUUUUCAAAUUUAACAGUGCUUCUCAGCAGAGGGAUCAAGACAAACCACUCUACGG